Larimichthys crocea (large yellow croaker) is the source of this 1222-nucleotide messenger RNA. Its product is annotated as claudin-3. The transcript has a single exon. NCBI's taxonomy places the organism in Eukaryota, Metazoa, Chordata, Actinopteri, Sciaenidae. Bases 22 to 687 code for a protein of 221 amino acids. The record is from RefSeq and is a predicted model, not a curated record. Gene Ontology annotation, molecular function: structural molecule activity. Gene Ontology annotation, cellular component: membrane; bicellular tight junction.
AGGAGCAGGCAGGCCAGAGUCAUGGAGCGGCAGCUGGAGCUCGCUGCCCUCGGUCUGGCUGUCACAGGUUGGUUUUGUGCCAUUCUGACGCUCUGCCUGGCUCUUUGGACGGUGAGCGGCACCCUGGACGGCACCACUGCCACUCUGCCUGCCUACUGGGAUGGGGUGUGGUUGGAAUGGGAUCACUGGGACUUGGCUCACGACGGUAGCCUGCAUUGCUCCUUCUACCAGUCUCUCAUGUCUCUAUCUGGAAGUUUUCGAACUUGGAGAGCCCUCAUCAUGGCAGCAGUCGGAGCCGGGGCCUUUGCUGCGGUGAUUGGAGCAGCGGGGGCAGUGUGGUUACCUCAGCGUGGACAGGUCAAAGUCUUUUCUGGUAGUCUCUUUGUGUUGUCUGGGAUCCUGCUGCUGAUCCCCAUUGCCUGGACGUGCCAUCACACCAGUCAGCCACUGGAGGGCGUUGUGCUGCUGAGAAGAGACUGGGGACCUGCGUUGUACCUCGGCUGGAUCUCCUUUGCUCUGAUGCUGGUCGGUGGGGUGUAUCUCACCACCAGAUGCCCCACUUAUGAGAGGCAGGUGCAGCAGCCUGAAGCCCCAAACCAAGAGGACAUCGCUCACCACCCGCUGAGCUGGAUCAACAGGACUACGUUCACAAACAGCCAGUACGAGCGGAGGUCACAGCCUAUCUGAUCAGAAUGUGAUGUGCUAUUUAAGUGCGAGUGAUUAAACUGGAAAAUCAUGAACAUGUGAAAUGACUGUGGAUAGAUUUCAAGAACUUCUGGCUGCACUUGUCGAGUAACGAUGCACUGGCUUCAUUAAGAAUGAACAAUAGAAAGUAGAAGCACAGCGACGUGUCAUGUAAAUAGUUUCAUGAUAGAGAUAAGGGUAGGACUUUGAAUUUGCAUCUUGUUUUGCGUGUCUAUAGAAGCUUGCACACUGUAUAUACUGUAUCUUGUUCCCAAUUCAAUACUACUGCAAACUCAUACACUAGUUUGCUUUACAUGAUGCAAUUAUUGAAACUAAACUGACAUUGAGACAUUGUGUCUUCAGUGAGUAAAUACUGAUCUUAAAACUAAAAUACUGUAUCGCACAAAUACAUUGCCUUACAUUAGAGUAAUGCAAUUUCAUGUUUGUUUGUUGUUGAGUCGCAAAAAUGUUUACAACCGAGAUGAAUUCUUCUGCACAAAAAGGACACUGUGGAAUAAAGCAUUGCACAUGAUUCAGA